Messenger RNA from Trichomycterus rosablanca, 6384 nucleotides. RefSeq names its product disco-interacting protein 2 homolog Ba (gene dip2ba). The transcript has 38 exons. The coding region runs from base 127 to 4875 and encodes 1582 amino acids. The record is from RefSeq and is a predicted model, not a curated record. Lineage: Eukaryota; Metazoa; Chordata; Actinopteri; Siluriformes; Trichomycteridae.
GGAGCGGCGGUCCGGAUGGAUUGUUCCUCACAUUUCAAUACACGCUUCGAGUCGUGACAGAGAGGAAUUUUAACCGAAUAGAGAGUUUACCGAACUUGAAAGAACUUCAUUGUUACAGUUACCGGGAUGGCAGACCGCGGUGUGGAUUUGGCGUCUUUACCCAAAGAGGUGAAGGAUCAGUUGGCGGAGUUGGAGCUCGAGCUUUCAGAAGGAGACAUCACGCAAAAAGGGUAUGAGAAGAAAAGAGCCAAGCUGCUGGCGCCGUACAUACCCCAGACCCAAAAUGUGGAUCCAGCCCUCCAGAGUAUUCAUUUAACCCCAGGUCCAGGUGUCGACUCCUCUCCAAGCCCGGACGCUGCACCCACGGCCGCCCCACGGCACCAUCGCACACACCGCAGUGGGGGAGCCCGUGAUGACCGAUAUAGAUCAGAUAUCCACACAGAGGCCGUGCAGGCGGCUUUGGCCAAGCACAAAGAGAAGAAGAUGGCACUUCCCAUGCCCACCAAGCGCCGAUCAACCUUCGUUCACUCUGCACUGGAGAACUGCACUCCUCCUGAUACGUCUUCAGCUUCAGAGGACGAGGGCUCCCUGCGCAGGCGUCAGGCCGCCGUGAGCGCCGCCGUGAGCGCCGCUCUCACCCAGGGCCUCCAGAAUUCAGAGCUGUGGAUCAAUCGCUCGAUCCAGGGCUCCUCCACGUCUUCCUCUGCUUCCUCCACCCUCUCACACGGAGACAGCAGCAAGAACCAGAGUCUUAACCACAUCCAGAGCGCCCUGGCAGACGUACUAGCACACACACGCAUAGAGAGCAGCAGUGUUCCUCCUGACGUGACGGCCUCAGUGCCCCAGGAUCGAAACUCCCGGGGCGACCUGAGUUCCAGUCCCGCCGUGAAAGGCAUGAGCCGUGGCCAGAACCGCUCCAGCAUACUGGACACAGCCGAUGGAGUUCCGGUGAACAGUAGAGUCUCCACCAAGAUCCAGCAGCUGCUCAACACACUGAAAAGACCCAAACGACCUCCGCUCAGUGAAUAUUUCCUGGAUGAUUCCGAGCAGAUUGUGGAAGUCCCGAGUCCAGAUCCAAACACUCCACGUCCUGAGGGGCGACAGAUGAUCCCAGUGAAGGCCGAGCCCCUGGGCGUAGUGAGCAAUUGGCCACCGGCCCUGCAAGCCUCUCUAGCAAGAUGGGGCGCCACACAAGCUAAGAGCCCUGCUCUCACAGCGUUGGACCUCACUGGCAAACCGCUCUACACCCUUACUUACGGUAAACUGUGGAGCCGCAGUCUUAAACUGGCAUACACGCUCCUAAAUAAACUGGGCACCAAGAACGACCCUGUGCUGAAACCUGGAGACCGGGUGGCGCUGGUAUACCCCAACAGCGACCCCAGUAUGUUCUGGGUGGCUUUCUACGGCUGCCUGCUGGCUGAAGUCAUUCCUGUUCCAAUAGAGGUCCCACUGUCUCAGAAGGAUGCAGGAAGUCAGCAGAUUGGCUUUUUGUUGGGCAGCUGUGGGGUCAGUCUGGCUCUCACCAGUGAGGUGUGUCUUAAAGGACUGCCCAAGACGCCCAGUGGAGAAAUACAGCAGUUCAAAGGAUGGCCUCGGCUUAGAUGGGUGGUCACAGACACCAAGUACCUCACAAAGCCUUCUAAAGACUGGCAGCCACACAUACCCACGGCUAACACUGAUACCGCGUACAUCGAGUACAAGGCCAGUAAGGAGGGCACCGUCAUGGGGGUGGCUGUGUCCAAAAUCUCCAUGCUAACACACUGCCAGGCGCUCACCCAGGCCUGCAAUUACAGCGAAGGUGAGACGCUGGUCAACGUUUUGGACUUUAAGAAAGACAUGGGCUUGUGGCAUGGAGUUCUGACGAGUGUGAUGAACAGGAUUCACACCAUCAGUGUGCCGUACGCCGUUAUGAAGGCCUGUCCUUUAUCCUGGGUGCUAAGAGUCGGCACCAGUAAAGCACGUGUGGCCCUGGUGAAGUGUCGGGAUCUGCACUGGGCAAUGAUGGCUCAUCGAGACCAGAAGGACGUCAACCUGUCGUCUCUGCGCAUGCUCAUAGUAGCUGACGGUGCUAAUCCAUGGUCUGUGUCAUCGUGCGAUGCCUUCCUGAACGUGUUUCAGACUCACGGUUUAAAGCCGGAGGUCAUCUGUCCAUGUGCCUCUUCUCCCGAAGCCUUGACUGUAGCCAUACGCAGACCGGGCAUUCCUGGCGCUCCUCUACCGGCCAGAGCCGUCCUGUCCAUGGGAGGUCUGAGUCACGGGGUGAUCCGUGUCAACACUGAGGACAAGAACUCGGCUCUUACUGUGCAGGAUGUGGGCCACGUCAUGCCUGGUGCUCUGAUGUGUAUAGUGAAGCCGGAGGGACCCCCCAUGCUGUGCAAAACGGAUGAGAUUGGCGAAAUCGUGCUGAACUCUCGAGCUAACGGCACCAUGUAUUACGGCUUAUCUGGACUCACCAAAAACACUUUUGAGGUGAUUCCUGUUAAUUCAGGAGGUACUCCGAUAGGGGAGACACCCUUCACCCGUACAGGCCUCUUGGGCUUUGUGGGUCCGGGCAGUCUGGUGUUUGUGGUGGGGAGGACUGAGGGCCUGAUGAUGGUCAGCGGACGAAGGCAUAAUGCGGACGAUCUGGUGGCCACAGCGCUGGCUGUAGAGCCUGUUAAAACAGUCUACAGAGGGAGGAUUGCGGUGUUCUCAGUCACUGUGUUCUAUGAUGAGAGGAUCGUCAUCGUAGCAGAGCAGAGACCGGAUGCUAAUGAGGAGGACAGCUUCCAGUGGAUAAGUCGAGUUCUCCAGGCCAUAGACAGCAUCCAUCAAGUGGGCUUGUACUGUUUAGCAUUAGUUCCAGCUAACACCUUACCCAAGACCCCUCUGGGUGGCAUCCAUGUGUCUGAGACCAAGCAGUGCUUCGUGGAGGGUUCGCUUCACCCCUGUAACAUCCUCAUGUGCCCUCACACGUGUGUGACCAACCUGCCCAAACCCCGCCAGAAACAACCAGUAGGAGUAGGUCCAGCUUCCAUCAUGGUGGGGAACCUAAUAGCAGGGAAGAGAAUCGCCCAGACCGCAGGGAGGGAGUUGGGCAUCACUGAUGACCAGGACACAUCCAAGAAGCAUCAGUUCCUGUCUGAGGCGCUACAGUCAAGAGCACAAAGUGAUCCAGACCACGUCCUCUAUAUGCUGCUUAAUUCCAAGGGAACAGCAGUGAGCACAGCCACAUGUUUACAGCUGCAUAAACGAGCUGAGAAGAUCACGGCGGCGCUGUUGGAGAGAGGAGGCAUUAACACUGGAGACAACGUGGUGCUGCUCUACCCUCCUGGAAUUGAUCUGAUCGCAUCCUUCUACGGGUGUCUGUACGCGGGUUGUAUACCAGUAACGGUGCGGCCCCCACACUCACAGAACCUGGCUGCUACUCUGCCCACAGUGCGCAUGAUCAUAGACGUGAGUAAAGCAGCUUGCAUCCUGACCACUCAAGCCCUCAUGAAGACCUUAAGAUCUAAAGAAGCUGCUGCUAGCGUGAACGUGAAGACGUGGCCUACGAUCAUAGACACAGACGAUCUUCCAAAAAAGCGCCCCCCUCAGAUCUAUAAGCCUCCCACGCCUGAGAUGCUAGCCUAUCUGGAUUUUAGUGUGUCCACCACUGGUAUGCUGACCGGUGUGAAGAUCUCUCAUGCAGCGGUGAGCGCACUGUGUCGCUCUAUUAAGCUGCAGUGUGAGCUCUACUCCUCUAGGCAGGUGGCCAUCUGUCUCGACCCUUACUGUGGCCUAGGCUUCGUCCUCUGGUGCCUUUCCAGUGUGUACUCAGGUCACCAGUCCAUCCUGAUACCUCCCUUAGAGCUGGAAAGCUCCCCGCCUCUCUGGCUGAGCACGCUCAGUCAGUACAAAAUCCGAGACACCUUCUGCUCCUACUCGGUCAUGGAGCUCUGCACUAAGAACCUGGGUACACAGACCGAGGUGUUAAAGGCCAGGGGCUUGAACCUGUCAUGUGUGAGAAGCUGUGUUGUGGUAGCCGAGGAGAGACCUCGUCUGGCACUCACACAGUCUUUCUCCAAGCUGUUCAAAGACUUGGGCCUUUCACCGCGAGCCGUCAGCACAGCAUUCGGCUCUAGAGUGAACCUGGCGAUCGGCCUGCAGGGAACGGCUGGUCCAGAUCCUUCCACUGUUUACGUAGACAUGAAAUCCCUCCGCCACGACCGGGUGAGACUGGUGGAGAGAGGAGCUCCUCAAAGUCUUCCUCUCAUGGAGUCUGGAACUAUUCUCCCAGGAGUGCGAGCGAUUAUAGUCAACCCAGAAACCAAGGGACCACUUGGAGACUCGCAUCUGGGCGAGAUCUGGGUGAACAGCCCUCACAAUGCCAGCGGGUACUACACCAUAUACGGAGAGGAGAACCUGCAGGCUGAUCACUUCAACACACGUUUGAGCUUCGGCGAUCCUCAGACAGUGUGGGCCAGAACUGGAUAUCUGGGCUUCAUCACCAGGACUGAGCUGCUGGGCGCCACUGGAGAUCGUCAUGAUGCUUUAUUUGUGGUCGGCGCACUGGACGAGACGUUAGAAUUACGUGGUCUGCGCUAUCACCCUAUCGACAUAGAGACCUCCAUAUCACGCGCACAUCGCAGCAUUGCAGAAAGCGCCGUGUUUACAUGGACCAACCUGCUGGUGGUGGUGGCCGAGCUGAGCGGUUCAGAACGAGAAGCUCUGGAUCUGGUGCCGCUGAUCACCGGUGUGGUCCUGGAGGAGCACCACCUGAUCGUGGGCGUGGUGGUCGUGGUGGACCCCGGUGUCAUUCCUAUCAACUCCCGGGGAGAAAAACAGCGCAUGCACCUGAGGGAUUCCUUCCUGGCCGACCAGCUCGACCCCAUAUACGUGGCCUACAACAUGUGAGCCGCUGGCUGACGUUUCUGUAGUGGACCAGAUCGUCCACCAGUCAUUCCUCAUGCUGAGGGCACAAGUGACCACGGUGACCAGAGGGCAAACGAGCAUCGCAUCCAUCUUUGUUUCUGUCUCGAUAAUAUGACCUUAGACGAGCAGCAUGGUCUGCAGAACUGUGGCAGGCUGGUGCUCUACACUUUGUGCUAAAUUCUUUGUCUGCAAUAACAGGUUAACCUGUGCUGAUGCCUCGUAACGUGCAGCUUUGUUGGCAGUGGUUCGGGCGGUGCCACCAAGGCUAUGAUGACGUCGCCGUCUGGUGUAAGACUGGACGGGCUUACAUUUUAAACUUGCACUUUAUUCCUCCUCCUUUUGAGCCUUGUUUUGUGGGGGGGCAUCCUUACAUUUUAUUUUUUGUUUUUAUUCUAAAAGUGCAAACAACAUUUAAAACAUGUCCACUGUUUAGUCUACAAUGCAAAAAUGCCGUUUUAGUGAGUAAAAAUAUCCUAAAUAUAAUUGAAAUGUUUUUUUUUAUUGUGAGAUUAAUGAACAAUGAUGUUACUUACCUGAUAUUCAGAGCAGAUAGAUAGUAUUGCUUCUUUUAUAAUCCAAAUCCUUAAAAUUAGUAAAACGUGUGUCAUUGUAGUGACAAUUUUACUUUAAAUUAGUAAGAAAUGUCCAGACAUAGGCUGAAUUCUUAAUAACUAUAAAACGUUCACCUGAUUCAGUACAUAGAGGGGGGAAUACAAACCUUUCAGACUAGUUUGAGAUAAUUAUGCAUCCAUUAUUAUGCAGAAUAAAAAAAUGAACCUGUGCCCCGUCUCCAGAAGGGCUUUAAAAAACACCCCCCUCAUUGGUGCUCUUUCUUAGCUUGCUAGCAUCAUUGUUUUUCCGCUGCUGGACAAAAGCCAAGACGUUUAGUAUUAACAGUAUCACCAGCAUCGCACGCUGUGUUCGUUUGCUUAUGUCAUUUUCUUCAUUUAUACCUUUAUUCACAGCUACUAGUUCUUUAAUGUUAAAAUACAGUUAAAGGUUUACAUUAAAAACUGCUUACACAAGAUCUUUUUUUAUCUGACUGCCAACAGUAAUGCACAUUGUUUAAUAACAGAUGUGAUAAAUAGAUAUUAAAGGCUUUUAGAGGAAGCACACUGAUUAAACGUACUGGAUUUGGAUCUUGAGAUUAAUAUGCAGUAAAUUCAUAAACAUUUAGGGUCAGAACAGUUUCAAGAUCAACUCCAUGCCUUAUGAAUCCUGUGGAAAUGUUUCUUUUUAUACGUUUUAUUCUUUUAUUUGUAUUGCUGUACUUAUACUGUGUACUGCUCUCUAAGGGACUGUAGAAUGAUCAGAUGAGGAAGGUUUCGGAAGGCGUUUGGAAGGUCAUCGUCGCGUCUCACUGGGUGUUAAUGUAUAAUCUAAUGGACUUGUCAUCAUGUCUCGCAAACUUGACUGAUCUUAAUACUCGAUGGGAAGUCUCAUCGCUGGUUUAAUAGAAGAAUUAUAAAUAAACAUUUUAAUUAUUUGACA